AUGUCACAACAAGAAUGUGACACUGGCGCCCAACUCCCCCAUGCCAACGUCUCCCCGCAAAGUGGAAUGUCAUCCACCCGAGUGUACAAGAGGAGAAUGGUGCCGGAAAGGAGAUCAGCUGAGGUAGACGACCUUACUCAUGGGGACUACAGCCAAUGGCACUCACUAGAAGAGCUAACUGUCGGAAAAGUCUCUGGACCCGGUAAUUCCUCAACUCGACCUCACGGUGCCAGUGGAUUUAUCCACCGGCUAUCUAUUCUGUCACACAGGAGACUAAACUUCAUAGGCUCUGGCACGCCCGACAGUGACUUGCUGACACCUUUACAGGUGACAGCAUGGUUCAACGAUGAUGAGGAAGGCGGAACAUACGUGUCCCUGACCCCCACACUGACUGGAAAUGAAGAAGAUCUGCAAGUGCAGGAGGAGACCAACAGGCUAUGUCGUUUUCUCAAAACCAGACUCAAGCGCACUCCGGGCGAAUUCCAAGAAGAUUGUGAUAUGCUUGACAAUGCGUGCAGAUUGUUCAUGAGCAUAUCUGAAGGUCAAUAUGGUACAUCAAAGAGCAUAGCGCUUGACCUCUACAGCCAAAAGCCUCGGCCUCGGUUCCAGUCGACGGGGCCGGUCAAUCCAGGAUCCUCUGUGGUACUAAGAAUUGGGAUGAUCAAGUCAGCUCUUGGUCCGUUACUUUUCAUUCUCAAUGGAGAUGCACACCCAGACACAGACAGAAUCUUUGAAGCAACAGUGGAGCGAGCCAGUCUACCAUCAGAGAGCAAGGCGCUAUACAGAUUCUAUGCUGAGGAUUCCGAGGGUAAGAAUCCGGUGUUACGGGGUAACAAUCCCAAAGCGGAGGUCAUAGAAGUCAAUGGAAGCGGUUGCGUUCAGACGGACUGGGUUUCCUCUUUGAUAUCUUCCCUUCUAAGAUUGUCUGUGGAGGUUUCUCCAUCUAGCCAAUUAGGAAGAUACUGA
Tremella mesenterica DSM 1558 is the source of this 966-nucleotide messenger RNA. RefSeq lists its product as uncharacterized. The coding region runs from base 1 to 966 and encodes 321 amino acids. The record is from RefSeq and is a predicted model, not a curated record. The transcript has 3 exons. Lineage: Eukaryota; Fungi; Basidiomycota; Tremellomycetes; Tremellales; Tremellaceae.